AACACUCUUUCUCUGACCGGAGUCUGAAGAAUGGAUCCACCGCCGAUUACUCUAGUGAUGGUCCAGGGUCCACGACAAGGCGAAACCAACAUAUACCAACCCGGGUCCGCCAUCCGGAUCGGGCGGGUGGUGCGUGGCAACAACCUUCCGAUCAAAGACGCCGGCGUUUCUUCUAAGCACCUUACAAUCGAAUCCGGAUCUGGUAAAUGGAUCCUUCGAGAUCUCGGAUCCUCUAACGGCACGACUCUUAAUUCCGAUUUACUCCCUGCCGAUACUCCAUUUGAUCUCAAAGACGGCGAUACGGUGAAGCUGGGAGAGACUACGUCGAUCUUGAUCAGAAUCGAAGGCGGAAGAGGUGGUGCAGAGGAGGUAGCGGUGGCAGCGGAGAGACGGAGGAGGAAUCCGUCGAGGAGAGGUAAGGUUUUGAAGAACGAAACAUAUGAUUUUAAUAAAGAAUUAGAGAAUUUAGAAGUAGAAAAGAAAGAAAACUUUAGGGUUACUAGGAGUAGGAAGAAUGCGGAUUCCCUGAAAUGCAGGUUAGAUGUUCCGAAGGCUACUGAAAAUCAGGAAGAAGCCGUGGCAAAACGAGGGAAAGGCCGCCCUCGGGGGAGGAAAAAGAACGAUCAGGAAGGAAAAUUAGGGGAAAAAGAAACAAUUUUGAUAGAAGUAGAUGAGGCGAAUAAGGAGGAAUCGCUGAUUCCAGUGCAAAACCAAGAAAUUCAAGUAAGAAAAGACGAAGGGUAUAAGGUGGAGGAGCUGAAUCCAUUGCAAAACCAAGAAAUUCAAGUAAGUAAAGGUGAAGGGUAUAAGGUGGAGAAGCUGAAUCCAUUGCAAAACCAAGAAAUUCAAGUAAGUAAAGAUGAAGGGUAUAAGGUGGAGAAGCUGAAUCCAUUGCAAAACCAAGAAAUUCAAAGUAAAGAUGAAGUGGAUAAGGUCGAGGAGCUGAAUCCAUUGCAAAACGAAGGAAUUCAAGUAAGAAAAGAUGAAGAGAAGGUAGAGUGUUCUAAAACAGAGGUUAAGGAGAGCUGUGAUGAAAGGGUAGAGAUGGAUUUGAAGAAGAUCACAUUGAGGGAUUGGUUCGAUUACCUGGAGGGUCAUUUGCCGAAGCAGAUAACCGAGGCUACGGAGGAGAUGAUUGAAGGCAUGAGGAGGAAAGCUGAGAGGGUUCAGGAGUACAUGGUAGAGCAGAAGAAGGGUAAAGCUGCUGUGGGUUAGGCUUAGAGGUAGCUAUCAAACACUUUGAGUUGUAGUAAUCAGUGUCUAAAUUACAAUGUGCUUAAUUGUUUUCUGGUGACGUUUGAAUCAUGUUGCUGAUAAGUAUUUUUGGCAUGAUCUCUAAUGUUUAUGCUUCUGCUGCUUGGAUUUCCAAAAGUCAGAAACUUUAAGAUGAUUCUGAAAGACCUGUGCUUUUGUAUCCCGGGAGCAGAGUCAUAAAAAUCUUCCUGGUGGUAUUGUUGGAUAUUGGUUUAUUGAGUAACUUUGAUAGAUUAAGGGAGUUUUAGAGUACGUGUAAUCAAGGGCACAAGGUGCAUUUUAGGCCUUAGAAUCCUUGUAAUUGUAUUGCCUUGGACACAAAAGGGUAAAGAAAGUGUUUACCUGCAUGAAGGGGCAUUAAGUAUUUGUGUAUUUUUGUAUUAGUG
Molecule: messenger RNA, 1640 nt
Organism: Hibiscus syriacus
Lineage: Eukaryota; Viridiplantae; Streptophyta; Magnoliopsida; Malvales; Malvaceae
Product: FHA domain-containing protein At4g14490-like
Exons: 1
Coding region: 31-1215 (394 amino acids)
Molecular function (GO): mRNA binding; protein binding
Source: RefSeq, a predicted model, not a curated record